ACAGCAAGAAGAUUUUGAUAUACCGUACACGAAAAUGAGGCUUCUAAGCAUCUGUUGUUUGCUAGUCCUGGCAUUUUUCCAUUAUUCUGAGGCCAUAAAGGAGUGCAAGUGCAGGCCACAGCAUCCACAAGAGGCAUUUUGUGAUGACAAAACUUUCGUUAUCAAAGCAAAGAUAUUAAGCAGAAAGAAGGUAUCUGGUGGACCUGGUUCUGGACGUCGUGUUUAUAAAGUCAAAGUCUUAAAAGAUUACAAGAACACCUUUGAUCCUAUUCAAGGAAAAGAAAAGAUUUACACAAGCUCGUCACAUGAACCCUGUGGUGUAUAUUUCAGAAGGAAGGCCACAUACAUUAUAAGUGGAUACAAAUCUGGUGCGGAUGGAAAGUUGACAACAAGCGCUUGUUCUUGGAGCCAGAAGAUCUGUACCGUCACAUCCUUCCAAAAGUUUGCUCUCAAGACUGGCCUGUACAAAAAGAAUUGCCAGUGCAAGAUUUUGGAUUGUACGGACGGAAAUUGUAAUCCACCAACAGGAGAGAACUGUGUUAUUAAAUCAAACAGAAACUGCUACCUGAAAAAGAACGCAUGCGUCCAAAAAUCUACCUACGGUGCCCUGCAGUGUGGUUGGAAAUCAAAUACAUGUGAUCCGAAACCUGACCAUGAAGUCAACAAGGAGGUCGUUUAUGAACCCGUCGACACUGAAGUUCCGGAACAUGUAUACACUUCCGGGGAACAUGUGGUACACAAACUCUUUAAUUCGCUAGCAGAACCAGAGCACUUUAAAGGACCGGAAGACAAACACAUUGUCAUAGAGCCUUACACAAAGGACGUGUAUGAAAAUAUUGACCAUGUUCGACAAAAAGUCGUUGGCUUCUAGAUGCUGUCGUUUUAGAAAGUAAAAAUUUUCAGUAAUAUAUAAAAUGAUAUUGUAUUGAAAUGAUCAAAAUUUGGACAUGUUAAACAUCUUUUAGAUAAAAUUGAUGCUAAGUUAGUAGGCCUAAACUUUUGUAGAUUUUUGCCUUACAAUAUCAUUUCUAUAUCGCUAGAUAUGAUAAGGACCAAAACAUCAAAUGUAUUUAAAAGUAAAAAUUUUAAUCAAAUAGUUAUAUUAAGAAACAUCUUUUCCAUUGUUUUCGGUCGUAUUUUUUUCUCAGAAAUUCUGUAAUCAGUAGGUUAACCCGAAGCAAGGUAUUAGUUUCUUUUAGACAAAUUGUUGACAGUGCCUGUUCGUUGUUUAAUUGUCUUUGUGGCUUAGAUUUUCUUGUGUUUUCUGUACUAAUCUAGAAUGUCUGAUGCAAGUAUUGUGAUAUACGUAUAGAAUGUAACCAAAGAUAUUGCAUGGAUUUCUGUAACUUAUAAACAUUUCGUUUUUAAAUAAAGAACUCUUUUUGUA
This is a messenger RNA of Saccostrea echinata, 1387 nucleotides long. Its product is annotated as metalloproteinase inhibitor 2-like. The transcript has 5 exons. Gene Ontology annotation, cellular component: extracellular matrix. Gene Ontology annotation, biological process: negative regulation of endopeptidase activity; negative regulation of membrane protein ectodomain proteolysis. Gene Ontology annotation, molecular function: protease binding; metalloendopeptidase inhibitor activity. Lineage: Eukaryota; Metazoa; Mollusca; Bivalvia; Ostreida; Ostreidae. Bases 35 to 871 code for a protein of 278 amino acids. The record is from RefSeq and is a predicted model, not a curated record.